GGCCCCCGCGGCCCCCGCCGCACACUCGCCCGCGGACGGCCGCCCAGACACACGUACUGUACACACGAGCGGGCGGCGGGGCCGAGACACGCCCGCCCGCGCGGCCCCGCUCGCCCCGGCCCCGUCCCCGCCGCUCCCGCGUCCCGCCCGCCGAGCCGCCCGGCGCCGCGAGCAUGCACCCGACGAGCUAGGAGGACGCCGGAGCCCCGCGGGAGCCCCGAGCGCCGCCGCGCCAGCCGCCCGCCCGCCCGGGCCCCUCCCCUGCAGGCGCCCCCAGCCCCACACCCCCCCACCUUCCUGGGGGGGGGGGGGCGGGCCGCCGACCGGGGGCCCCGCCGCCCGGCAGCCCGGGACAGCCCCCUUUCCCCGCCCCGGCCCCCUCCCGGCCCGGCCGGCCAUGGAUCUGACCAGCAGCUCGGGCGGCGGCGACCCCCGGCAGAUCGAGGAGACCAAGCCGCUGCUGGGGGGCGACGUGCCGGGCCCCGAGGGCACGAAGAUGGGCGCCGUGCCCUGCCGCCGGGCCCUUCUACUGUGCAACGGGAUGAGGUACAAACUGCUGCAGGAGGGCGACAUCCAGGUCUGUGUCAUCCGGCACCCGCGGACCUUUCUCAGCAAGAUCCUCACCUCGAAAUUCCUGAGGCGCUGGGAGCCGCACCACCUAACGCUGGCCGACAACAGCCUGGCGUCCGCCACGCCGACUGGGUACAUGGAAAACUCAGUCUCUUACAGCGCCAUUGAAGACGUUCAGUUGCUGUCCUGGGAGAACGCCCCGAAGUACUGUUUACAGCUCACAAUUCCUGGGGGGACUGUCCUGCUGCAGGCUGCCAACAGCUACCUGCGAGACCAGUGGUUCCAUUCUCUGCAGUGGAAGAAAAAGAUUUACAAAUAUAAGAAAGUUCUGAGCAACCCCAGCCGUUGGGAAGUCGUCUUGAAGGAGAUCCGAACCCUGGUGGACAUGGCCCUGACGUCCCCUCUGCAGGAUGACUCCAUUGGCCAGGCCCCGCUGGAGAUCGUCUCGAAGCUGCUCUCGGAGAACACAAACUUGACUACCCAGGAGCAUGAAAACAUCAUUGUGGCAAUUGCUCCUUUGCUGGAAAACAACCACCCACCACCAGAUCUCUGCGAAUUCUUUUGCAAGCACUGCAGAGAGCGGCCCCGCUCCAUGGUGGUCAUCGAAGUGUUUACCCCCGUGGUCCAGAGAAUCCUCAAGCAUAACAUGGACUUUGGGAAGUGCCCGCGACUGAGGCUGUUUACUCAGGAGUACAUCCUUGCCUUGAAUGAGCUCAACGCGGGGAUGGAGGUGGUGAAGAAGUUCAUUCAGAGCAUGCACGGCCCCACGGGGCACUGCCCCCACCCCCGGGUCCUGCCCAACUUGGUGGCCGUGUGCCUGGCUGCCAUCUACUCCUGCUAUGAAGAGUUCAUCAACAGCCGCGACAAUUCCCCAAGCCUGAAGGAGAUCCGCAACGGCUGCCAGCAGCCCUGCGACCGGAAGCCCACCUUACCUCUGCGCCUUCUGCACCCCAGCCCGGACCUGGUGUCUCAGGAAGCCACACUGUCCGAGGCGCGGCUCAAGUCGGUGGUCGUGGCCUCCAGCGAGAUCCAUGUGGAGGUGGAGCACACCAGCACUGCCAAGCCGGCGCUGACGGCCAGUGUGGGCAAUGACAGCGAGCCCAACCUCAUCGACUGCCUCAUGGUCAGCCCCGCCUGCAGCACCCUGAGCAUCGAGCUGGGCCCCCAGGCCGACCGCACGCUCGGCUGCUACGUGGAAAUCCUCAAGCUGCUGUCGGACUACGAUGACUGGAGACCAUCUCUGGCCAGCUUGCUUCAACCCAUUCCAUUCCCCAAAGAAGCUCUCGCACACGAGAAAUUCACCAAGGAGCUGAAGUACGUGAUUCAGAGGUUCGCGGAGGACCCGCGGCAAGAGGUCCACUCGUGCCUGCUGAGCGUGCGGGCCGGCAAAGACGGCUGGUUUCAGCUCUACAGCCCCGGAGGGGUGGCCUGCGACGACGAUGGGGAGCUUUUCGCCAGCAUGGUGCACAUCCUCAUGGGCUCCUGUUACAAGACCAAAAAAUUCCUGCUGUCCCUGGCAGAAAACAAGCUGGGACCCUGCAUGCUCCUGGCACUGAGGGGGAACCAGACCAUGGUCGAGAUCCUGUGCUUAAUGCUGGAAUACAACAUCAUCGACAACAACGACACGCAGCUGCAGAUCAUCUCGACUUUGGAGAGCACCGGCGUGGGCAAGCGCAUGUACGAGCAGCUCUGCGACCGGCAGCGGGAGCUGAAGGAGCUGCAAAGGAAAGGCGGACCCACCAGGCUAACACUGCCUUCCAAGUCCACAGACGCCGACCUGGCCCGCCUGCUGAGCUCCGGCUCCUUCGGAAACCUGGAGAACCUCAGCUUGGCCUUCACCAAUGUAACCAGUGCCUGCGCUGAGCACCUCAUCAAACUGCCUUCUCUCAAGCAGCUGAACCUGUGGUCCACUCAGUUUGGAGAUGCUGGCCUGCGGCUGCUGUCGGAACACCUCACCAUGCUCCAGGUGCUGAACCUGUGCGAGACGCCCGUCACCGACGCUGGCCUGCUGGCCCUCAGCUCCAUGAAGAGUCUCUGCAGUUUAAACAUGAACAGCACCAAGCUCUCAGCUGACACCUACGAAGAUCUGAAGGCGAAGCUGCCCAACCUGAAGGAGGUGGACGUCCGCUACACUGAAGCCUGGUGAAGCCCCCGGCCUGGCAGAAAGGAGUUUGCAACCGCAACACACAAUUCUUGACUAAUAGCCGUAGAGCAGCCGGUCCUGGGGUCCCGCCACCUGUGUCCUGGCUGGGAGAGAGACGGGGGAGUCUUUCUGGGGGCUGAGCGGGGAGGGGCUGGGGGGGUCCGCCAGCACGCCCAGCCCCUGCCUGAUUCUUUUAGCUUCGUAAUUGGAAACCUUGACCUGAUCUAAAAUGGACUUUGUAGCAACCAGAGGAGCGCCAGCAGGUCGGGGAGGGGUGGGCGGGGGGCUUGGGGAGGGGGUCCCCUGUGGAUUGUCUUUGCCUUUGUGUUUAAUGCCGUGUGGGAAAAGUCGACUGGAUGCCACCAUCACACAGUCCUGCUGGGCGUCCGGCCGAGGAAGGGUGCCCCCUCCUCAGAGGCCCGCCUGAGAGCUCCCCCCACGCGGGGCAGGAAGCCCCAGUCCCGCCAUCACGCCGUCCUGUGUCCUCGCCAUUGCUAUGCAAAGUGAUUCUUGUUGUACAUAAGAUUUAAAUAACGCGCCUAUUUAAGAAAUGUUGACAAAUUGCGGGUCUGGGACCUGCCUCUUAUUUAUGAAGUCUCUGACCGCCCCCCCGCCCCGCCCGCCCUGGCGUGUCAUACUGUAUAAACCAGUCAGCUGUUGGGGGAGUGGUAGUAUUAUUGUUAUUUUUUUAAAGGAAACAAACAGACAAAAAAAACAAAAAAAAAAACCACCUCCUUGGAAAAUUAAUCGCUUUGUCGUCAUGGGGUCUGUAUGCUCACGCUCUCCCACCAGCUGUCCGUCUGCCCCCUGCCCGUCCGUCUGCCCCCUGCCCGCCCGCCUGCCGGUGUGUGUUUCUGAUUCCCAGGUGUCUCCAGCGUCCUCGCAGGGUGGGGGUCAGGCUGGGGGAGGAGAAGUGGGGUCCCCACAUUGUAGUCUUGCUCCUCUAAGGCCCCAGCUUUCUCUUGGCCCCCUUUACACGUUUGGAGGGGUGGGUGCUAACCUGUCCUCCCCUGCCCGGCCCCUCCCCGGAGGUCUCCCACCUCCGGAGGCCUCUGUCCCUGACCUGACCCCCACCUGUGGCCCCCUGCCACCCUUGCCUCUCGUGGUCGCCUCUGCAUGCCCGCCUCUUUGCAUGGUCUCUUGGGAGAAGAGAGAGAUGUUGUCUCCUCCAGCCUGACUGCCCAGCCCCCCGCCCCAUGAAUGUGACCACUGCAGCGCAGACGCCCCUUCUGUCCCCGCACCUGCCCCAAGACAAACCAGCCUCCAUGUCUUUCGUAAUUGUAGGCUUUUUCUUAACAAGCCCUCACUGUACAGAACAGCCCCUCUAUGGUUUACUUGGGUCCCCUCCCUGCCGAGCCCCCUUUUCUGUUGGUUUAGCACAAAUACCGCCCCCUCCGGCACCUCCAGACCUAACCCCCUGUCAAUGUAAUUGUUUUAUAUAUAUUUAAUCUUAUUCAAUGGAAACCAUGCUUUUGUCGUUUUAUACUUUGCUAGGUAGACUUUAUUACCCCCCGACUAUGCCCUCAUUUUUUUAAAAAAGGAGAAAAAAAAAAGAAAUUGGGUUUGUCUUAAUUCCUUUUACGUGCCAGGUUUUAUUUUGUGUGUGCGUGCGAGUGUGCCUCGUUUUGUGUUCUGUUUUUGUUGUUGUUUUCUGUUGUUUGGUUUUAUCCUCCCCACUCUGGUCCAUCUUUACAGCACUCUGGUGCAGGAAGAAGCAGAAGCAAAAAAAAAUUUUAAAACGAAGAAAAAAAAAAAAGAAGAGCCGAGACAUGCCAGCCCUUCCCUUCGCACUGUUGCUUUUCCUGAUGGUUAGUACUACUGUCACGUAGCUGUGUUCAGAGAUGUGAAAUACUUUCAGGCAAAAAUAAACUGUAAGUGACUCAUUGA
This is a messenger RNA of Manis pentadactyla (Chinese pangolin), 4600 nucleotides long. It is a transcript of the gene CMIP, whose product is annotated as c-Maf inducing protein. Gene Ontology annotation, cellular component: cytosol; nucleoplasm. The record is from RefSeq and is a predicted model, not a curated record. Lineage: Eukaryota; Metazoa; Chordata; Mammalia; Pholidota; Manidae. The coding region runs from base 398 to 2716 and encodes 772 amino acids. The transcript is spliced from 21 exons.